AUGGCUCCCGCAGUUGGUAUCGACUUGGGAACCACCUACUCCUGCGUGGGUAUCUUCCGUGAUGACCGCAUUGAAAUCAUCGCCAACGACCAGGGAAACCGCACCACUCCCUCCUUCGUUGCUUUCACAGACACUGAGCGUCUCAUUGGAGAUGCCGCAAAGAACCAGGUCGCCAUGAACCCCAUCAACACCGUCUUCGAUGCUAAGCGUCUUAUCGGACGCAAGUUCAACGAUGCCGAGGUCCAGGCCGACAUGAAGCACUUCCCCUUCAAGAUCGUCGAGAAGGGUGGCAAGCCCAUCGUCCAGGUCGAGUUCAAGGGCGAGGAGAAGCAGUUCACCCCCGAGGAAAUCUCUUCCAUGGUCCUCACUAAGAUGCGUGAGACCGCUGAGGCCUACCUUGGUGGCACCGUCAACAACGCUGUCAUCACUGUCCCCGCCUACUUCAACGACUCCCAGCGUCAGGCUACCAAGGACGCCGGUCUCAUUGCCGGUCUUAACGUCCUCCGUAUCAUCAACGAGCCCACUGCUGCUGCCAUUGCCUACGGUCUUGACAAGAAGGCUGAGGGCGAGCGCAACGUUCUCAUCUUCGAUCUCGGUGGUGGUACCUUCGAUGUCUCCCUCCUGACCAUCGAAGAGGGUAUCUUCGAAGUCAAGUCCACUGCCGGUGACACUCACUUGGGUGGUGAGGACUUUGACAACCGUCUCGUCAACCACUUCGUCAACGAAUUCAAGCGCAAGAACAAGAAGGAUCUCUCCACCAAUGCUCGUGCUCUUCGUCGUCUCCGCACUGCUUGCGAGCGUGCUAAGCGUACUCUCUCGUCUGCUGCUCAGACCUCCAUUGAGAUCGACUCUCUCUAUGAGGGUGUUGACUUCUACACCUCCAUCACCCGUGCCCGUUUCGAGGAGCUCUGCCAGGACCUCUUCCGCUCCACCAUGGAGCCCGUCGAGCGUGUCCUCCGUGACGCCAAGAUCGACAAGUCCUCCGUCCACGAGAUUGUCCUCGUCGGUGGUUCUACCCGUAUCCCUAAGAUCCAGAAGAUGGUCUCCGACUUCUUCAACGGCAAGGAGCCCAACAAGUCCAUCAACCCCGAUGAGGCCGUUGCCUACGGUGCUGCCGUCCAGGCCGCCAUUCUCUCUGGUGACACCUCUUCCAAGUCCACCAACGAGAUCCUCUUGCUCGAUGUCGCUCCCCUCUCACUCGGUAUCGAGACUGCUGGUGGUGUCAUGACUCCUCUCAUCAAGCGCAACACCACCAUCCCCACCAAGAAGUCCGAGACCUUCUCUACCUUCUCUGACAACCAGCCCGGUGUCUUGAUCCAGGUCUUCGAGGGUGAGCGUGCCCGCACUAAGGACAACAACCUGCUCGGCAAGUUCGAGCUCACUGGUAUCCCACCUGCUCCCCGUGGUGUUCCUCAGAUCGAGGUCACCUUCGAUGUCGAUGCCAACGGUAUCAUGAACGUCUCUGCUCUCGAGAAGGGCACUGGAAAGACCAACAAGAUCGUCAUCACCAACGACAAGGGCCGUCUCUCCAAGGAGGAGAUCGAGCGUAUGCUUGCUGAGGCCGAGAAGUACAAGGCUGAGGAUGAGGCCGAGACUGCCCGUAUCAGUGCUAAGAACGGUCUCGAGUCCUACGCCUACUCUCUCAAGAACACCUUGAGCGACUCCAAGGUCGACGAGAAGAUCGAGGCUGCCGACAAGGAGAAACUCAAGGCCGAGAUCGACAAGGUUGUUGCUUGGCUCGAUGACAACCAGACCGCCACCAAGGAGGAAUACGAAGCCCAGCAGAAGGAGCUUGAAGGUGUUGCCAACCCAAUCAUGAUGAAGUUCUACGGUGCCGGUGGUGAGGGUGGUGCCCCAGGUGGCUUCCCAGGCGCUGGUGCUGGUGGCCCUGGCGGUUUCCCCGGUGCUGGUGGCCCUGGCGGUUUCCCCGGUGCCGGUGGUCCUGGCGGUGCUGCCCAGCACGACGACGGCCCAACCGUCGAGGAAGUCGACUAA
Molecule: messenger RNA, 1995 nt
Organism: Nannizzia gypsea CBS 118893
Lineage: Eukaryota; Fungi; Ascomycota; Eurotiomycetes; Onygenales; Arthrodermataceae
Product: heat shock protein
Exons: 4
Coding region: 1-1995 (664 amino acids)
Biological process (GO): vesicle-mediated transport; protein refolding; cellular response to unfolded protein
Cellular component (GO): nucleus; plasma membrane; cytosol
Molecular function (GO): ATP binding; ATP hydrolysis activity; ATP-dependent protein folding chaperone
Source: RefSeq, a predicted model, not a curated record